Durio zibethinus is the source of this 1562-nucleotide messenger RNA. The record is from RefSeq and is a predicted model, not a curated record. NCBI's taxonomy places the organism in Eukaryota, Viridiplantae, Streptophyta, Magnoliopsida, Malvales, Malvaceae.
CUUUCCAAAGAGAUCGAGUUAAAAAUGGCUCCUACAGUACUCCUGAUCUUAAUACUGAUGCAAAUAAUCAUCAGCACAUGCAAUCUCACGAGGGCUGCAACCUUGCCAAAUUUCACUUCCAUUCUCAUCUUUGGUGACUCCACGGUUGAUACUGGGAAUAACAACUUUAUAAAUACGAUUUUUAGAGGAAACCAUCUUCCAUAUGGCCAAGAUUUCCCAGGUCACGUCCCUACUGGGAGGUUUUCAAAUGGAAAACUCAUUCCAGACUUUGUUGCUAGCUUUCUAGGCAUAAAACAAACUGUCCCUCCUUCUCUAGACCCAAAUCUUUCAAAUGAUGACCUUCGAACUGGUGUUAGUUUUGCAUCAGCAGGAUCCGGAUAUGACGAUCUUACCACUGUUGCAACAGGAGUCAUCCCAAUGUCCAAGCAACUGGAUCAAUUCAAGAGUUAUACGGCAAAGCUUAGUAGGAUUGUUGGUAACACGGAAGCUAAAAACAUCAUUCGAAAUUCUUUGGUAGUUAUAAGUGCAGGAACUAAUGACUUUGGUUUCAAUUACUACCUCUUCCCUUUCCGGAAAGCGCAGUUUGACAUUAGCAGAUAUCAAGAUUUUCUGCAAAAUGCAAUACAAGACUAUGUCAAGGAACUAUACAAUCAGGGUUGUCGCACAAUAGUUAUAGCAGGGCUUCCUCCAAUGGGUUGUCUUCCAGUUCUAAUCACGUUAAGACUUAAGCAGCCCCUUGAUCGAACAUGCUUGGAGGAUGACAAUGCAGACGCUCGGUCUUACAAUCAAAAGCUUGUGAACUUGUUACCACAACUGCAGGCGUCGCUUCCAGGGAGCAGAAUUGUAUAUGCUGAUGUAUAUACACCUUUAAUCGACAUGGUCAACAAUCCACAAAAAUAUGGUUUCACAAACACAAACAGAGGAUGCUGCGGGACUGGAUUAGUGGAAGCGGCAUUCUUGUGCAAUCCAAUUACUUCUGCAUGCGGAACGCCUUCUCAGUUCUUAUUUUGGGAUAGCAUUCAUCCAAGCGAGGCAGCUUACAAAGCCCUGGCUGAUUUCCUGGAGAACCAGAUCCGUCAAAGAAUCCAGUGAUCAAAGUUUUUAGUCGAAUAAAGGACAUCAACCAUAGCUUUCUUUCUUUUUCUUUGAUCUUUUCUGUUGCUGAAUAAACCAUCCGAAGACCAUAGCUUUCAUCAUGAUUUAUUCUGUUAGUUGGAUUUUGGACCAGGUCAUAUAAGAAGGAAAAUAGAGUAUUUGAUUCGGUAAUUUAUGCUUCUAUAUCUUUAUCGAUUUCAGCUCGUCAAAUCUUUUUCAAUUGUAAGAGAGACAUUGGACCCACAAUACCAAAUCACAGGGCACAACAAGACUCGAGGAACCUAAAAAGCAGAAACCGUCCCGGGAGUUUCUUGGCUUCUUUUGCCACCUGAUCCAGAUUUAUUCAAUCCACCUCUCUUUCUGCUUUGGUAUUUCUUUUCCUUUUCCUUUUCCCAUUUAUCCAGAAUUAAAAAAUAAAAUAAUAAUUAAAAAUAAACGAUGUCUUUUUUUUUCACGCUGCACCAUAG